Messenger RNA from Aspergillus alliaceus, 657 nucleotides. It is a transcript of the gene yphA, whose product is annotated as tyrosine phosphatase family protein. Gene Ontology annotation, molecular function: inositol diphosphate tetrakisphosphate diphosphatase activity; phosphatase activity. Gene Ontology annotation, cellular component: cytoplasm. NCBI's taxonomy places the organism in Eukaryota, Fungi, Ascomycota, Eurotiomycetes, Eurotiales, Aspergillaceae. The record is from RefSeq and is a predicted model, not a curated record. Gene Ontology annotation, biological process: protein dephosphorylation. The transcript is spliced from 4 exons. Bases 1 to 657 code for a protein of 218 amino acids.
AUGGCUAAUAUGGCAAUGGUUAUUCCUUUGACUCAGAAAAGUUCUAGCAGCUCUCUUGCCGGUCAAAAUGGUUGCAUUACAGAGAGGACGCGCCUAAAAGGCCCAUCGGCAGAAUCCGAGCCUGUUUACUCCGAACUACCCCCUAAUUUUGGAGAGGUCGUGGAAGGAAUCUAUCGCAGUGCUUUCCCCGGAUCUUGGAACCUUCCCGCGCUCAAAAAUCUGGGGUUAAAAACGAUAAUCACACUUGUCGAAGAACCGUAUGGUGUGAGCCAUGUGAGUUUCCUCAGGGAACAUGGAAUCGCACACUUUCGCGUUAUUGUCCAAGCAAACAAGGCUCCCGAGGAGAAGACUCCUGACCAUGUCAUCAAUGGCAUUCUUGAAAUCCUACUCAACCAGGCCAAUCAUCCAAUCCUUAUCCAUUGCAACAAAGGAAAGCAUCGUACUGGCUGCGUGGUGGCUUGCUUUCGAAAGCUCCAAGGUUGGAAUUUACGCGAUGUUCUUGACGAGUAUUUAAGCUAUUCCUGGCCAAAAUCUAGAGUCUUGGAUGAAAAGUUCAUCGAAGCUUUCGACACAUCCAAACUCGAUCACACGGCUAAGGAUUCCGGUGCCCACUUGUGGAGACCUACCGGCAACUACAAAAUUCAGAGGCGGACGUGA